AUUGCGUCACUUCCGCUUACUGUCGGGCACCGCCGUGGAGUUCUGAGAGUGCUGCUGCGAACGGGCUGAAGGAGCUGGGGGACUAGAGGCGGGGUGGGCGGGGGGUGGGCGGAACGGGGAGGAAAUCCCAUCACCGAGACGCCAGCCUGGACGUUCCCACCUCCUCCGACACUGUCGGGUCCGAUUGGAGAGGGGUCACCGCCUCCUCCAGCUGUGGAGAAGGGGGGCGGAGCCCGGUUCAGGAUCAUGGAUUUUCCUGGACACUUUGAACAGAUCUUUCAACAACUGAACUACCAGAGACUUCAUGGCCAGCUCUGUGAUUGUGUCAUCGUAGUAGGGAAUAGACAUUUUAAAGCCCACCGCUCCGUGCUGGCAGCAUGCAGCACGCAUUUCCGAGCCCUGUUCUCAGUGGCAGAGGGAGAUCAGACCAUGAACAUGAUCCAGCUGGAUAGUGAGGUAGUGACAGCGGAGGCCUUUGCCGCACUGAUUGACAUGAUGUAUACCUCCACCCUUAUGCUGGGCGAGAGCAAUGUUAUGGAUGUCUUAUUGGCAGCCUCUCACCUGCAUCUGAACUCUGUUGUUAAGGCAUGUAAACAUUACUUAACGACAAGGACGCUGCCCAUGUCUCCCCCCAGUGAGCGCGUUCAGGAGCAGAGUGCCCGCAUGCAGCGCUCCUUUAUGCUACAGCAGCUGGGACUAAGCAUUGUGAGCUCAGCCCUCAAUUCCAGCCAGAGCGGCGAGGAGCAGCCAGCACCUAUGAGCUCAUCGAUGUGCAGUAAUCUGGACCAGCGGACGCCCUUCCCCGUGAGACGCCUUCAUAAGCGCAAGCAGUCUGCAGAAGAGCGAGCCAGACAGCGCCUCCGACCCCCCAUGGAUGAGUCUGCCAUUUCAGACGUUACCCCAGAAAAUGGACCGUCGGUGGUUCAUUCUCGGGAGGAGUUCUUCUCACCAGAUUCUCUGAAAAUUGUGGAUAACCCUAAGGCUGAUGGCAUGACCGACAGCCAGGAAGACAAUACCAUCAUGUUUGACCAGUCUUUUGGUGCUCAGGAAGAUGCCCAGGUGCCCAGCCAGUCCGACAACAGUGCCGGCAACAUGGCACAGUUGUCCAUGGCCUCUCGUGCAACUCAGGUUGAGACUAGUUUUGAGCAGGAAGCUGCAACUGAGAAAAGUGACUUCCAGUGUGAAAAUCCUGAGGUUGGCCUUGGUGAGAAGGAGCACAUGAGAGUGGUAGUGAAAUCAGAGCCCCUGAGCUCUCCCGAGCCUCAGGAUGAAGUGAGUGAUGUGACCUCACAAGCAGAAGGCAGUGAGUCUGUGGAAGUGGAAGGAGUUGUGGUCAAUGCUAAGAUAGACCUCAGCCCUGAAAGCAGUGAUCGGAGUUUUUCAGAUCCCCAGUCUAGCACUGACAGGGUAGGUGACAUCCAUAUAUUGGAAGUCACAAAUAACUUAGAACAUAAGUCCACUUUUAGCAUUUCAAGUUUUCUUAACAAGAGUAGAGCUGGUAACUUCAGCACAAACCAGAACAAUGAUGAUAACAUCCCAAACACCACUAGUGACUGCAGGCUGGAGGGUGAUGCCUCUUAUUUGUUGAGUCCAGAGGCUGGGCCUGCAGGCGGGCCUUCCUCAGCCGUUGGCUCUCAUGUGGAGAACCCAUUUAGUGAGCCUACAGACUCCCAUUUUGUUAGGCCUAUGCAGGAAGUGAUGGGUCUGCCAUGUGUGCAGACUUCAGGCUACCAAGGAGGAGAACAGUUUGGGAUGGAUUUUUCCAGGUCUGGUUUGGGACUCCACUCCUCCUUCUCCAGAGUAAUGAUGGGCUCCCCAAGAGGAGGAGCUGGUAACUUUCCAUAUUACCGCCGCAUAGCUCCCAAAAUGCCAGUUGUAACUUCCGUCAGGAGCUCACAGAUCCCUGAAAACUCUGCCAGUUCCCAGCUAAUGAUGAAUGGGGCCACGUCCUCAUUUGAAAAUGGCCGUGCUUCCCAGCCUGGCCCUCCACAGUUGACCAGGGCCUCUGCUGACGUCCUGUCAAAGUGCAAGAAGGCCUUAUCAGAGCACAAUGUCUUGGUUGUAGAGGGCGCUCGCAAGUAUGCCUGCAAAAUCUGCUGCAAGACUUUUCUGACCUUGACAGAUUGCAAGAAGCACAUCCGUGUUCACACAGGUGAAAAACCCUAUGCCUGCUUAAAGUGUGGCAAGCGGUUUAGCCAGUCUAGCCACCUAUAUAAACAUUCUAAGACUACCUGUCUCCGCUGGCAGAGCAGCAAUCUUCCCAGCACUUUGCUCUAACCCCAUCCUUUUGAGACAAUCCUGAUGCCAGUGGUAGGAUUGAAACUAAAAUCUCUAUUGGUAGAUGGUUAAUGCCAUAGGGUUUGAGCUUCAGGCUGCAGUGGCUCUUGCAAAUUUUGACAGCUAAUAAGUGAAGUCUAAUAAAUAUAGCACCUGUGUGGCUACAUUUCGAGUGAAGUACAGAACUUGGUAGAGGGAUGCAAUCCCUGAAACCAAGUUCUUCCUUAGGAUUGAGUAAUGCAGUCAUAAAAUAGUUUGUAAUUGAUGUUGUUAAAAGUGGCAGAUUUAAAAAUUAAAAUUGAAGUGCAAAAAAAUUUUUUUAGCAAUUUUGUAAAACUGUGAGGCAUUUAAAUUUCCUAUACCCUCUGAUAGGAAUAUUAUAUACCUGUACAGUGAUGCAAAAUGCACUUAUGUGUAAACAGUGGCAACGUCAUGCAUGUCUAAAAGGAAAGCCCUUGAGGACAUGCCUGUCUGCCACAAAUGCUUUAAAUUGUAUCAAGAGCUAGUCUAAGCCUCAGAAAGUACUGUAUUUUUUAUUUUUGUCUGAUUUGCAGUCACAGACACUGCACUUUUAUGGUGCUGACACUGGGUCCAGAGCGAGCAUUCUCUUGGACUAUAAGGUGUAUAUACUUUUGAAUACAUCACUGUUGGACAGAUGUUUUAACAAUUUUCCUGGUUUUAAAAACAAAGUUGUAAAUGGAGUAUGUACUCUUAGGGAGUGACAAGUAAGGUAUUGUUCUGUAUGUGCUGUUUUAGUAGUAUUUUAACCAACCUGUAUUACAGAUGUUAAGUUCCAUGUUUAGAAGUCAAAAAAGAGCUAGUGUUUUGUCUUUCUUCUGAUGACGUGGAGUCAUGUUUCGUGGGAUCUUUAUGGCACACUUAUCCUUUGCUCUGGCCAGAUGUUGGAGGCCAGUCCCAUCUGACACAUUUCAGCCAAGGGCCAGCCUGUUCUCUGCUUCUUCUCUUCACACUCCCAUGCCCUGUAUGGCAUCUUUCCCAGACCAAGCUUACUGUUUUAGGUAUAAACUAAUCAAAAAAUAGUGCCAGCCCCCCUUUGCCCUGGGUUUUAUUACCGACAUAUACUAUGAUUUAAAAGUAUAGAUCCUAAACUUUGUAGUUGUAGUUUCCCCAGUCCAAUACUGAAUGUGUAAAAUUAUUUGAAAUCUAAAGGUAGCAGUAUUCAUGAAUAUUUUUUAGGCUCUGUAAGAGGGUUAACAGCCCAUGGCAUAGAAGUCACCAGGUAGCAUCCAAGACUGUUAGAGGUGGCACUGGAUCAUUGCCCAGGUCCUUUCUGGGCCCCACGGCCUCCCUUCCCCAGCCACAUCUUCCUGUCGCCUGGGACUGUGCCAUCAGGGCUGCUGGUGGCCCCUGUUUGGGGGUAAGCCUGGCUCAUGUGCUUUCAGGGGAACAGCAUAGAUUAAUGCAUCUCAGUAGAACUCGUGAAGUCAUAGUUUGACUCAUGCAUGAACAUGAGUUCAUUUUCUUUUUUCUUUAUACAGCCUUUCUAGAGACACUAAACCAUUGUGCAUAAUUCAAAGAAAUCCUUCAGUUCUUCUGUUUAGAAAACUAAGCGUGUAUGUGUAGCUUAAAACAAAAAUUAGUGUGUGCUUUCUCCUCUUACUCUAGCAUAUGCAGUUACACGUGUCUGUGGAUAAACCCACAAUGCUCAUAGUGGGACUUAGCAUCCCCUAAGAACUGAUUCCUAGGGAGGAAAGCCAAAAGGGAAGCCUCUGUGAUUCUUCUCCUUUCAAGUACACACGGGCAAGAGGCCUGUGGAGGAUAUGGAAUCACCUGUGAAACUCAGUUCUGUGUCGCUAAUUGUUAGUAAUCAUGUUCUGACUUGAUGUGAGGAGGCUACAUCUAAAAUGGUGGGGACCAGUGUUCUGUGAGGUGCUUCAUCUUGGGAGACAGAUGGGUCAACAUGGAGAACAAGACAGGCCCUGCCUGGACCCAGGGAGAAGAACCUGUCACCUCGGGAAGAGCAGUGGGCAACCUUCCUUCCCUUCCAUCCUGAUGAGGUGUCAGAGCCUGCCCCUCACCUUAGCUUAAGCUUAAGUGGACUUUGCUUUGGGGGUCUCUCUCAUAGAGCUGCUGGAGCCCUGCCUCUCCACUGCUAGAUGGAACCUGGAAUCUCUCAUCUACCUCUUAGUUAGUUUCUACAUGUGAGAAGCAAGCUUCCAGUUAGUGCCCUGGUACAUGCUGUAGCACUUAAAACAUAAUUCAAAGGUUCACUGGAAUACCAGUCCCAGGGUUCCCAUGACCCAUGGUUUGUACCUGAAUUAUAACUGGUAUUGGAUAACUGAAUUUUGAUUGGUUAGCCUUAAUUAUAGCCUGGCAUAAUCAUGUAGAAUCUUUUGUAGUGAUCAAAUCAUAAAGUUCUAUGAGGGCAUCCAUGUCAGUGGUGCUAUGCUGGUCAGAAUUUGAGAUUUUGAAAUAAAAAUUUUGUCAUAUUCAUGCCUCUGACUAAAUAUGUCUUUUUUUUUUUUUUGCUUAGGCUGUUAAGAUUGAAACCCAAAAGGGAAAUAGCAUUU
Trichechus manatus latirostris (Florida manatee) is the source of this 4808-nucleotide messenger RNA. RefSeq names its product zinc finger and BTB domain containing 5 (gene ZBTB5). Lineage: Eukaryota; Metazoa; Chordata; Mammalia; Sirenia; Trichechidae. Gene Ontology annotation, cellular component: nucleus. The coding region runs from base 247 to 2277 and encodes 676 amino acids. The transcript has 2 exons. Gene Ontology annotation, molecular function: DNA-binding transcription repressor activity, RNA polymerase II-specific; protein binding. The record is from RefSeq and is a predicted model, not a curated record. Gene Ontology annotation, biological process: regulation of transcription by RNA polymerase II.